AUGACCCACAUAUACUUUUUAAUUGUUGCCACAGUACUUUUGAUUCAAGUGCCACCGAUCUUUGGAAGGUCUUCGAGAGACGCUGAACAGAAGGAAGAUACUGUGAGUAGGAAAAUCAGACUUUAAAAAAGUGUGACUAUACUAUAGUCAUUUUAGCAAGCAUGCGGUUCAUUACGUUCUGAAUACGUUCGAGUCUGUACAGGGCAGAACACACAAAAAAGAGAACAAAAAGACAAAGACUUCUGCAAUGCUUUCGAGAACAUUUGUUUUUCGAUCCCAGAAGGAGAACCUGAUAAGCCUGAAGGCACAUCUGUCAGGUUGGAUUACAUUACUGUUAAACUUUAAAGCAUCCGUUUUCAGCACUCUGAAACCGCCGACUGACGAGCCGCCGAAAAAGAAAAACUUUGCCAAGUUCUGUAGAGAAUUCAAGAAUCGCUAUCUUUAUGUGUGCCCGGAUCCUUUCCGGUUUGGGCAGAAGGUAUAUUUCUCAAACAUUAUGCUUUUUGCUCAAAAUGGUUAUCACUGCAUUAUUCUUGAUAUUGAGAUUCAAAAGUCAUCAAAAAUUAACUUCUCCUUCAACUUAACCGUUAACAAACUAUUUUCAGGCAAUUGUAUUCUGUCCUGUAUACUCUGAGAAGUGCCAAGUUCCUCUUCCUGACAAGCCAGUGGUCCCACAGCGAAAAUCAUCGAAGCGGCGAGGAGGCGGCGGCGCAGUCGAUCAGUUGUGCAGGAGUUAUCGUGGAUUCGCCAUGAACUAUUGUAGCAAUCCAUUUUUGACGUCUCAAGGACAGUACAGAGCUGCUUGUGAUAAGUAUUGGAGAUAUUGUGGAAAGUUCCAUCAGAACGGAUAAUAAUUUAAAUGUUCAUUUCUCUGGAAACUCGAUUGCAAUCUAAUUAGAAGAGUUUGCAAUCUAAUAAGGAAAAUUUCGCAAUCUAAUCAGAUUUAAUUGAAGUUCCAGUAAAAUCGCAUUAGAUUACAAUAUAUUUUUCCUGAAUUGCAAUCUAAUAAGAAAAAAUUGCAAUCUAAUUAGAAAACAUUGCAAUCUAAUUAGAAAAAUUGCUGUGAUUGCAAACUAAUUAGAAGACUUUGCAAUCUAAUUGAAGCAAAUUCUAUUUCAAACGAGUUCGUAUUAGAUUGCAAAGUUUUCUAAUUAGAUUGCGAUCGAGUUCCCAGAGUUAUUGACAGCAACUUCAUGACCUUUUUGCUAAACUUGCUGAUGUUAACACUGUGAAUGGCUGAAUGAAGAUAGCAUCAUUAUAUUACACCGUUCUCAUCAUCUUCUUCGUCUUUAUCAUUAUCUUCUGUGUCUGUGUGACCGACUUUUCGUCGUCAUCCCAUUUUCAUUCCUUUCCGUCUUUCAAUUAUCAUGAAUUCACUAUUUUUCACUCUAAUUCUAAUAUUAUUAUACUUAUCAACAAAAGUUGUUGCCCAAGAUAACUUCCCAGCUAGUGAUAUCAUAGAACUUCCAGUCGGCAGGUGUGAGUUUUCAAUCUGACAGUUCUUUUUUCAAUUUUCGAAUAAGAUUCAGAUUUCCGGAACCAGAAUGUGCGUACAGUGUCCAUCACGGAAAUGGGCGUCUGGUGACUGAAAAAGUGAACAUUGGCGAUGAGAUUUUCCAUUCGUGGAAUUGCAAUUACGAAGGCGAUCGCAAAAACUAUCUGUUCUGCGUGAUGGUCAACAAUUGUACGGUUUCCGAUCGAGGGGACGACAGUGAGACGCGGAAGGUACGGGAUAGACGUUUUGCAACUUCCAGGAUCAUUUUGCAACUUAGCUAUUCAGGUGCAAAUCAUCGAUGAGUAUGGGUGCUCAGUGUUUCCAAACAUCUUGCCCGAUAUCAGUUAUGAAAGUGAUUUGGCAGCAGGAAUAAAAGUCCAUGCUUUUGCUCUCGACGUGGAGACUGUAAGUUUUGAGCUUUUGCGAUAUCAAUAGGAUUACAACUUUAUCAGACAGCCGUUCACUUUACCUGCAACAUCAAGAUGCUCUUCAAAGAGCACAAUCAGUGCCACCGACCAAGUUGUGCUAGGAGAAAGAGGUUUUCGAGAUACUCAAAUUAA
Caenorhabditis sp. 36 PRJEB53466 is the source of this 2055-nucleotide messenger RNA. The record is from the annotation of a GenBank genome assembly. NCBI's taxonomy places the organism in Eukaryota, Metazoa, Nematoda, Chromadorea, Rhabditida, Rhabditidae.